CAUUCACCUAUCUUGGGAAGCUAAAGUUGCAGGUCCAGUGCAAUACAGAUGGAUGUAUCCAGUUGAGAGGUAUUUGCGCAAGCUUAAGAAUUAUGUUCGUAAUAAGGCACACGCAGAAGGGUCUAUUGCAGAAAAGUAUUUAGCAGAUGAAUGUCUAACAUUUUGUUCUCGCUAUUUACAUGGAAUAGAAACCAAAUUUAAUCGGGUAGAGCGAAAUUAUGAUGGAGGUACUUCCGCAUGUGCAAAUACCUCUCAAUUGUCCAUAUUCUCAACACCUGGACGACAUUUAGGGAAAGCAAUAAGGUGUGAGUUGAAUGAUGAUCUUCACAAUGCAGCAACAUUUUAUGUUCUUCAAAAUUGUGUCGACGCUGACCGAUUUGUUGAAGAACAUAAGAACAUCCUUACAAAUGGAGGUGUUCUUGACAUUGACAGGGUGCAUAAACAAGAAUUUAUUGCGUGGUUUGAAAAAAGAAUCACCGACUUAUAUAAUACAACGCAAGUUGAUAGUCAUAUGCUUUCAUUAGCUCGGGGUCCUGAGAAAAGGGUUGUUUUUUAUCGUGGUUACAAUGUUAACGGGUUUAGAUUUCAUACAAAUCAAUGUGAUGAAAGUAAAAGAACACAAAAUAAUGGAGUUAUGGUGAGAGGGGAGGAUCAAAGUUGCAAUGUGCCUUAUUAUGGACAACUAACAGACAUUGUUGAACUUCAAUAUACUGAAGGGAACAAAGUUGUGUUGUUUAAAUGUGAUUGGUAUGAUGUAUCUCGGGAAGGAAUUGGUUAUAAGAGAGAUCGGCACGGAACCACUAUUGUUAAUACAUCACGAAAGUUGAAAACCGUAGAGCCAUUUGUAUUAGCAAGUCAAGCAACUCAAGUUUACUAUGUUAAUGGAAUAAAAGAUCCCACAUGGAAUGUUGUGAUUGAAACCAAACCACGAAACCUUUAUGAAAUGCCAUCAGAUGAAGAAGAGCCAUACCAAGAAGAAGACAAUUUACAUUGUAAUGCAAAUGUGCUGCAAGAAGAAAAUGAGGAUGAUGAUAUAGAUUGGAGAAGGAAUGGUGUUGAGAAUAUGAUAAUCGAGUGAUUUCAAAGGCUUACAGGCUCAACUCCAUCACCGUAUUUGGCUUCAUCUAGAUUAGUUAUCCAUGUGCAUAAUACUAAGGAUGCUUAUUGAAAUAGAAAUUUAGUCACAGACAAGGUCAUUUGCUCAGUUAUCCCAUUCAUAUCACUAAAAAAGGAGAGGUUAAAGUGCUACCUGAGACAGAAUUCUCCCCAGACACAAAGGCUAAAGUUCUUGGAUCCAAGUCUAAAUUACUGCCUCCAAUUCUCACCACUUAAUUGCCUUGCAUUGAUUUUAAAACUGAUUUUUUUUUUGUUUAUAUUAUUUCCCAGUACUGAGUGAUUGGCAUUCACUAAUUGCUAUGUGUUGUGGAUAUGUAAAUUACAUUUUCUCUGCAGUCUAGUUCAUGCAA
Messenger RNA from Quercus robur (English oak), 1466 nucleotides. RefSeq lists its product as uncharacterized. The record is from RefSeq and is a predicted model, not a curated record. Lineage: Eukaryota; Viridiplantae; Streptophyta; Magnoliopsida; Fagales; Fagaceae. The transcript has 5 exons. Bases 53 to 1078 code for a protein of 341 amino acids.